CCAAACCACGCAGUCCUCCAUCAUCUCCUCCUAUAAAUAACAACACACCUCAACUCCCCUCUGCCCAUCCUCCCUCUGCUCUCCCCUGCCCUGCCCUGCCCUGCUACCUCUACUCAAUUCCAUUCCGGUUCCAUCUCAAUUCCUUGCUUGUUAAGGUAAUUAGCCAUGGCCAUGACGGCACCGGAGCCGGUGCCGGAGACGAAGGUGUUCAUGGUGGAAGACGGCGUCGCCAAGAACGAGGAGGACUUGCCUCUCUCCGCCGAUGACACCACACACCAAAUUGGCGUCGAUCCAUGGUACCAGGCAGGGUUCGUGCUGACGACGGGGGUGAACAGCGCCUACGUGCUGGGCUACUCCGGCUCCCUCAUGGUGCCCCUGGGCUGGAUCGGCGGCGCCAUCGGGCUCCUCAUCGCCGCCGGAGUCUCCAUGUACGCCAACGCGCUCCUCGCCAAGCUCCACCUCCUGGGCGGCAAGCGGCACAUCCGGUACCGGGACCUCGCCGGCCACAUCUACGGCGCCAGGAUGUACCGCGUCACCUGGGCGAUGCAGUACGUCAACCUCUUCAUGAUCAACAUCGGCUUCGUCAUCCUCGCCGGCCAGGCACUCAAGGCCCUCUACCUCCUCAUCCGCGACGACGGCGCCCUGAAGCUCCCUUACUGCAUCGUCAUUUCCGGCUUCGUGUGCACGCUCUUCGCCGUCGGCAUCCCUUACCUCUCGGCGCUCCGUGUCUGGCUGCUCUUCUCGACGGCCUUCAGCUUGAUCUACAUCGUGGCGGCGUGCGUGCUGGCGUUGAGGGACGGGGCCCGGGCGCCGGCGAGGGAUUAUAGUAUCCCCGGGGACCCGUCGAGCCGGGUGUUCACGACGAUCGGGGCCUCGGCGAGCUUGGUGUUUGCGUAUAACACCGGGAUGUUGCCGGAGAUCCAGGCGACGAUCAAGCCGCCUGUGGUGAAGAACAUGGAGAAGGCGCUGUGGUUGCAGUUCACGGCCGGUUCCGUGCCGUUGUAUGCCGUGAUUUUCAUUGGGUACUGGGCUUAUGGGAACGAGACGUCCAGCUAUCUGCUCAACAGUGUUCAUGGCCCUGUCUGGGUCAAGGCCGUCGCCAACCUCGCCGCCUUCCUCCAGACCGUCAUCGCCCUACACAUCUUUGCGUCGCCGAUGUACGAGUACCUGGACACGAGGUUUGGGAGCGGGCGGGGCGGUCCCUUCGCGGCGCACAACGUGGUGUUCAGGGUGGGCGUCAGGGGAGGCUAUCUGGCCGUGAACACGCUGGUGGCCGCGGCGCUGCCGUUCCUGGGGGACUUCAUGAGCCUGACCGGGGCGCUCAGCACGUUCCCGCUGACCUUCGUGCUGGCCAACCACAUGUACCUGGUGGCCAACGGGCACAGGCUCUCGUCGCUGAGGAAGGCAUGGCACUGGUUCAACGUCGUCGGGUUCACUGUCUUGGCCGUCGCCGCCGCCAUCGCCGCGCUCAGGCUCAUCGCCGUCGACUCCAAGACGUACCAUCUCUUUGCCGAUGUCUGAUCUAGAUCUACUGAGGUUUAUCUGAGUUUUCUGACUGAUGGCAGAUCCAGGAUCAGUGACCAACAAAUUGAACUGCUCUGUUCUCUUCUGUGUGGUGGUGCAUCCGUAUGUGUGCGUGUGUGUGUGCAGCUAUAUGAUUAGCUAGCUAGCUGGUCCUUUGGUUUCUGCAGUUUUUAUUAAUUAAUCAUCUGUACUGUGUUAUUAGCGGCGACAACAAUAGCUAGCCGGCCAGACAGCGUUACGCCCUGCUAGUGUAAUACUGAUAGCUGCUACUGAACUGUUUAGCUGAAUCUAGGCUUUGACGGUGAAACGGAAUGAAUUGAGGAUUGCUGAUA
Molecule: messenger RNA, 1856 nt
Organism: Brachypodium distachyon (stiff brome)
Lineage: Eukaryota; Viridiplantae; Streptophyta; Magnoliopsida; Poales; Poaceae
Product: probable proline transporter 2
Exons: 3
Coding region: 166-1521 (451 amino acids)
Cellular component (GO): plasma membrane
Source: RefSeq, a predicted model, not a curated record